Messenger RNA from Ilex paraguariensis (yerba mate), 576 nucleotides. Lineage: Eukaryota; Viridiplantae; Streptophyta; Magnoliopsida; Aquifoliales; Aquifoliaceae. The record is from the annotation of a GenBank genome assembly.
AUGGUGGGUAAAAUUAACGACCAGGUUUUCACUGCUAGCGGACAUUCAAAUAGAUCUACAAAAUUUCCUAUGGUUAAGGAUGGAUCUAAACCAAAAAGAUAUUUCCCAUUUAAUCAAGGUUACCUGUCUGUCGUGACACUAAGAAUGGGAUCAGAGGGAAUCCAGUCAACUGUUGAUGGAAAGCACAUCACAUCCUUUGCUUUACGUGGAACUUUGGAGCCAUGGCUUGUUAGUGAAGUAAGGAUUUCAGGAGAUAUCAAAUUAAUUUCUGUCGUAGCCAGUGGAUUACCAACGCCAGAGGAUUUAGAGCAUAUAACCGACUUAGAAGGUCUUAAGUCAGCUCCACUCCUUCCUCAAAGGCACCUGAGUCUCUUCAUUGGCAUUAUCUCUACUGCAAACAAUUUUAAACGCAGAAUGGCUGUUCGAAGAACAUGGAUGCAAUAUGCUGCUGUGCGGUCGAGACAAGUUGCAGUGCGCUUUUUUGUUGGUUUGGUGAGUUUUGCAUGUGAAUUCCUUUGUUAUGACCCAGUCAAUUUUUGUUUUGGUGAUGCUUCUUCCCCUUUCUCUAAGUACUAA